AUGGCGCGUCUGGUUCCCUCUCCCAUGGCUCCCUGUCCGACCGGCCGAGAUCCCUCCAUGGCCACGAGCUCAGCCCCUGCUCUGCUCUCGCUGCCGAGUUCCUCUGCGCGUCUUCUCUCCCUGCUGGCGCGCUCAAAUUCUUGUGCUCGCCGGAGCUCUCCCUGCCGUGCGGCUACAGCUCCUGCGCCCGGCCAAGGUUCUCUGCGCGCCACAGUUCACCCAGCCCCUCUCCUCGCCGAGCUCUAUCCGCUCCCCAUGGCCGAGCUUCCUACGCGUGCUGCCAGAUCCCUGCACCAGCGCCGUAGCUCCCUCUGUCCAGCAGCUUCUCUCUCCUGGAGUUUCUUUGUGUUCUGCUCAGAUCCUGCUCCAUUCCCUCACCGGCCGGUCACGUGCCCUGGUCGGAUUCCCUGCGCGCCGCGUGAGCUCGCCGGCGUGCUCCCCAUCCGGCCAUGGUGCCCUGCGCCGGUCGAGUUUCUCUCUGCCGCGCGCAGCUCGCCCAAUCCUCCGUGCUCGUGCCGUCGUCGAAGCUUUUGGAUGCGCGCGCCCAGCUGA
Messenger RNA from Zea mays, 552 nucleotides. Its product is annotated as DBF4-type zinc finger-containing protein 2 homolog. Bases 1 to 552 code for a protein of 183 amino acids. Lineage: Eukaryota; Viridiplantae; Streptophyta; Magnoliopsida; Poales; Poaceae. The transcript has a single exon. The record is from RefSeq and is a predicted model, not a curated record.